AUGAAACUAACAUUAACUCCAUCAAAAAAAACAAAUUCAUCAACAGCUGCUGAUAUUGAUUCAUCGUCAACAUCAGAUAGUGAUGUUCGAAUUCAUGAAGGUUCAUCUUAUCAAGCUAAUAUUCCAGCGUUAGAUCCAACACCCUCACCAACUGAUCAUGAAGCUAUUCCAUUUUGGCAACCCAACGAUUCUAUUAGUGAUAAUGAUCUCAUCGAAUAUAUUGACUUUGCACGUCGUAAACAUCGUAUGAGCGAAGAACAAGCAUUAGCUGUAUUACAGAUUUGUAAAUAUAGAAUUUCUACAAGUAAAUUACUCAUGCAACAAUAUACACCAGAAAUCGAUGAAUGGACAGUCGAAGAAAAGUGUUUAUUUGAACAAGCCUAUAAAUUCUAUGGAAAAAUAUUUUCACGUAUACGACAAAUGUUACCUGAUAAAAGUGUUGGUGAUCUUGUACGAUAUUACUACUCAUGGAAAAAAACACGGUUACAUAAAAGUUUAAUGGAUAAACAUGAAAAACAAAGUCAACUAAUGCCCUACGAUGACGAUGAAGAAGAUAGUGAUGAUGAAGAAAGAAAUACAACAUCGAUCCCACUACCAACAAAAGAUUUGGAUCAUCGUGGUAAAAUGGUCACUGAUCAAACGGGUCUCGACGAACAAGAAUGUUGUAAUUGUGAAGUAACAAAUGUAAAGGAUAGUAUUGGACCUAUGCAUUCCACUCCGAAAGGCAUUCUUUGUAAUGAAUGUUUUAUUUAUUGGCAAAAUUCCGGUCUAAUGCGACCUGAAUUAUUUCCAAGUAAAUCGUCGAUUAAAAAAAUCAAGCGACCACCUAAAAAUAUGGCAGUCGAUUUGAAUAGUAUACUAGCUGUGAAUUCCUAUGAUAAUAAUCCAACAUCUAAUACCGACAAUAAUGAAAUAAUCGAUCCUAUUGACAAACUUGAAGAAGAAAUACGCCAAGAAUUAGCCGUUGUUCAAGCACAUAAUCAAACUAUUGAUCAAUUAACAAAUCAAUGUCGUGACGGCAUGGAAACAAUGCGAAUACCAUUUCUAACGUCAUCAUCGUCACCAUUCAUGAUUAAUAACUCGAAUUCCAUCACAGUAACACCAACAUCCAAUUGGACAACAGAAGAAAUCCUUUUAGCUAUACAAGCAUUUGGAAAAUAUGGAAAAGAUUUUGAUGCCGUUGCACGUAUUAUUGGACCAACAAAGGCCAUAGCAGAUGUUGAAUCAUUUUUUCUUGAAUGUCGUGAACGUUAUCAACUUGAUAUGGUCAUAGAAAUGCAUUCGAAACCAGUAACAAGUGUGCAAAGAAAGCAACCUUCAACAGCUAAUAAUGAUUUGAAUUCCAACCGAUCGAAUACAAAUGAUAUUGUCCUUUGUUAG
This is a messenger RNA of Rotaria socialis, 1380 nucleotides long. The record is from the annotation of a GenBank genome assembly. Lineage: Eukaryota; Metazoa; Rotifera; Eurotatoria; Philodinida; Philodinidae.